AGAAAGUCAAGCAUAUAAAAAUACACAAGGAAAUGAAGAGGGAGGGUACAAAGUAAUGAAUGAUUAUUUUCACCGGAGAACUAAAUAUUGGCUGCCACCACCUCCACGAACACCAAACAGAUUGACUUGCCAAACUGCCCAGUGUGAGGAGAUGGCCAAGUAGGGUUUCAACUAUAAUGACCUUCAUCUGUCCACUGGAGUCACAGAAAGCAUCAAUUUGUUAAUGGUCUGAAGAGAAACGGCUAUCUCAGAGAUGUCAAGGAUGGAAAUAGAGCUGAACAGCAUGAACAACACCAGUGAUGGGAGUCCAGCUGUCAAUGGGAGUGAAAAUGAGCAGAAGAGCAUAACAGCCCUCGAUGAAUUACUGGAACAGGAACUCAAGGAAGACGAUUCAGUUGACUGUUUCAUCAAGAGAGUUGGGGAUGCAAGUGAAGACAGCUCAGAAUUUGGCCUGAAUUAUGAGGAGGCACCAGUUGUAUCCAGCUCUGCCUUCUACAGUCCCAAGGAAGAUACAAGCACAGAUAACAAUUCUCUGUUGGAAAAGGAGUUUGAAGACACGCUAAACAAGGGUCAGGAAGUGCCUUUCACUAGUGACACAGACAAUCUCCCAAGUGGUGAGGAAGAAACUGCUGGUGAAGAAGAAACUGCUGGCGAGGAAGAAACUGCUGGCGAGGAAGAAACUGCUGGUGAGGAAGAAACUGCUGGCGAGGAAGAAACUGCUGGCGAGGAAGAAACUGCUGGGGAGGAAGAAACUGCUGGUGAGGAAGAAACUGCAAAAGAUGACAUACCUGCAACAAACACAGGUGUGGAAGAUAUUCAUGAAGGUACAAAAGAAACUGAAGACAAAGGGAAAGCUGAACUGGAAAGUAAAAUGGAUACAGAUUCUAUGCAGAAUGAAGAGAAUGAAGAAAGCAUGAUUACUGAAGAGGCAGACAAUGAAGUGAAGGAUCAGGUUGAUGAAAAGGAGUGUGUUGUGGAGGAUGAACCAAAGGAAAAGGAAACUGGUGAUGAAGUGCCUGAUUUGACAGAGAUGAAGUCACCAUCAGAAGCACCUAACAGUGACACUGACCAAACAGAAAAAGAUACUGAUGGCCAGAGUACAAAAGCUCACAGUACCAAAGAGGGUCACAGGGAUGUAUUAUAUCUUGUAUUCCAUCCAAAAGAACAAGAGAACAAAAAGUGUGAGAAAUCUAAGGAAAGUCUGGUAAAGGUGCAGUGCAGUGAGACCUCAACAACAAGUGGCAGUGUCAUAAAAAUUAACACAGGUGCUGACAAAUCUGUAGCCAAGGCAGUGCCCAGUAUUGCCUCUGGCAGUGAAACUAAGAAAGGUCAAGAAGUUGGUAAAUCAAUCAUUGUCAAGAAAAUUACUGCCAAAAUUGUAAAGGACAGCAACACAGCCACAACAAAGGCAGGUAAUGAACAUGAAGUUAAUGACCGUACAAGUGAACAGCCAUUGUGCAGCACAAAGCCCUCUGAACCAGAAGAGCAACCACAAAAUAAAUCUGAUGACACAAAAGGAGGACAGUCAGAGAAACAAACACUUAAUGAUGAUGCUGGUAAUGUGAAAACUGAAAAGCCCAAGAUAAUUUUAACUAAAAAGGUUUAUGGAAAUCGUAGAAGUCCCCGAAAAGCAAAAAUUCCUACCACAGAGGAUGGAGGUGCCACAAAUAUGGACACACAAGACCAUCACAAUAAUAUAGAUAAUAAAAAAGGUAGUGAAGGGAAAACCCUGUCAGACAAGCUGAAACUUAAAGGAAAUGAAAGUGGUGAGAGUACUGAGAAGAGAACAGCAAACAUUGGAACUCUGAAAAGAAAAUUUGAAGAAAUAUGCCGGAUAUCACGGGAAGAAGAGGGUGCUGCAAUAGAAGAAAUUAAGAAAAUGAAAAAGGAAACUUUAGAUGUUCUCAAAAAGAUUAAUGCAGAAAUGGAAAAACUUAAAAAGGUUUUUUUGGCAAGGAAGUAAAAACAAGUUAAUAAAAAGACACAAAAGGAAAAAAAGUACAAGUAUGUGUGUUUAGCAUAGAUGUUUUGUCAUGAAUUCAUUUAUAAAAGAAUGACUAUAUUGUGAAAAAGUAAAAAUCAGGAACAAUCAAUGUAUUUUAUAUAUAUAUAUACCUAACUUAUACAAGUGAUUUCUUUAUUUUUAUUCAUAAUGUCUUGAUUACUGGUAAAUGUGAAAAUGUAAAUUACUAAGAUGUGUAACUGCUGGCAUUAAAUUAUAAGGUAAAAUGUACAAGUGUUUUGUACAUUUAUUUGUGCAAUUAGUGAGAGUGUGAAGUGUUUGAUGAAGCAGUGCAUGCUAGCUAGUGUAUUUUGUAACGUUUCAGUUUUAUGUGUAUUUCAAGGCAGGUAAAAUUGACAUUUUUGCUUUUAAUUACUUGGAAACAAAAUUGAUUAAAUCUGUUGUGUAAUAGGAUAUGUUGAUUACCCAUUACAAAUGAGAUCAUUUUAUAUUUUCAGUGUAAUUACCACAAUAGAGAUUAAGUAAAUCUUUAAAGUACUA
Messenger RNA from Scylla paramamosain (green mud crab), 2503 nucleotides. RefSeq names its product myosin-2 heavy chain-like. The transcript has 2 exons. The record is from RefSeq and is a predicted model, not a curated record. Bases 254 to 1963 code for a protein of 569 amino acids. NCBI's taxonomy places the organism in Eukaryota, Metazoa, Arthropoda, Malacostraca, Decapoda, Portunidae.